AUGGCACCGCCUGUACCAAAUGCACGUGUCAAAACGAAUGAAUCCGAAACUUCGAUAAACACAAGUGUAGAUACUUCGAAAACAUCUGAAACCUCUAUGUCGAGUUUUGCAAGAAGCGACCUUAAUUCUAGUGGAAUAAAAAGAGACGAAAAUGGUAUACCCCAAGAGCUGCCCUCACAUAUGUUUGAAGCAGCCAAAGCUGCUAGAAGCAACAGAAGAAGUUCAGCAGAUUUAGUCCAGGAUAAAGUUGAGCUGAAAAAAGAAGAAGCACCUAAACCAAUAAAGAAAUCAAAAGGAAAAGCACCAUCUCCCCCUGAUACUGAAAAAAAUAAAACUGAUGAUAGUAUUUUAGAACAAUUAAAGAACGUUAGCGAUUUUCUUAGUAAUGAAAAACAACAUUCUAGUUUGUUACAUGACGUGUCUUUGACACCUAACAAAUCAACUACGUCUAUGUCAAUAUCUUACAAUACCUCUACGCCAAAGGUCAUAAAAACCAAAACAUCCCGAAUCGACGAAUCGAUAAACUUUAGUCAAGAUGAUAUUGACGAUAUAGUAUCGAAGCCUUUUAAAAGAGAAAGCGAUUCGUUAAACAAUUUCUUUGAAGAUUCUAAAUCCAACCUUUCUUCAAAUCAAGACGUUCAUUCAGUCGUUUCGUUAAAUAACAGCGAUAAGAGCGAAAAGGGUUCAACCACAAUAGAACUUAAUAAUAGUGACAUCACUAUACAUAGCUCACCAUUAAAUGAAACAGGUAAUUCAGCCACCGAUGAUGUGUCCUUAUUAGAUGAAAAUGAACGUAAAGCAGCUUCCUUGGGAGAUUUGUCUAGAUUCGAACUUAGAGCUAAGAUAAAUAAGCCAUCCACCGGAACGUUAGAAAGGGCACAAAGCUUAGAUAUAUCAGCAGAUGACGCUGAAAUUCAAGAAAUUACUUUGUCACCGAAAAAGCGAAAGGCCAUGUCCGUCGUUGAAACAACAUUUUUUGAUUCAGGCACAGAAGAUGUUUCACCAGACAUGAUUGAUCCAGAAAAGGGUGUUGUCUUAAAACAAAAGGAGCCAAGAUUGAGUUUAAAUAUAGCAAAAACGUCUGCCAUAGAAGGUCUUAAUACGUUCCAGAGAAAUCGCUUAAAAAAAGCAUCAGAGUUCGGUAACUUAGAAGACGCAAUCGUUAAAGGAUCAAGUAGUUCUAUAGAAUCUGACAAACUAGAAGUUAAAGACGUGAUGGUUAAAAAAUCACAAAAUAAAGAAAUGGAUACGGUACAAGAAAGCGACGACCAUGAAACGUCGGAUCAUUUGGCGAGGCGAUUUAUGGAUGAAAAUUUGAAAGUACAUUUCAAACUUGUAUCUGAAUUCGCGAAGUCAACGUCAGACGGGAGCAAUGCGAGUUCUUUAGAAAGUACCCAAGAAGUUAAAACGAGCACUGAAAAUAAAACUUCACCUAUCAAGUAUGAGGAGAAAAUAAGUAUGAAUUUAGAUACGAAUAUUCCAGACGAUUUAAAAAUGUCACGUAAUACAUAUGUCAACAGUUUAGAAAGACCUAAGUCUGACAUGAUGAAGAAACUGUUAGCUAAAAAUCCCAUUUUCAACGUACAUGUUGACCAAACAUCGCAGAAAUAUGAAGCUUCUACUUCUACUAGCAAAGCUUUACCAGCGAUGACAGAUUCAUACAAAUCCACCAUGCAUCAACCAGACAUUGUUAAUUUCGAUUUAAAAACUACAGAGCCAAAAGCACGAGAAUACGAUGAAUUUGUUAGUAAUAUAAGAGUGGGAUCAAACAACAAUAGUUUGAAAACGACUAAGAAACCACAGGAAUCGUUCUCCACGGAAUGGUCUGAAACCAAAGACGGACAUGGUGGCAAUGUUGUUACAAUAUCAACAAAUAAUAAAAAUAUGUCUUCAGAAGAAAAAAGAAAAUCUUACACUAAGUCUAUAGAGAUAGGGGAACCAGUAAUGAGAGUAGUGCCGGAUGUGAUAGAAGGUAUUAAAAGUAGAAACGACCAAAGAGAGAACAGAACUUUGUAUAUGGAACCAGGAAACGUUUCUCUUACAAUGACACAAGAACCAAUUCAAAAAACAGUUACAGUAAAUGUAACGGAAGAUGAAUAUGGAAAUAAAGUGAUCACACAGAAUGUUGAAAAGUUUUCUACUCAGUACCUAACUACUAGAACAGAAGCGCCAUUACAGAUCGAACAAAUGAGUUUUGGACUUAUGAAAACUUCUGGCGAUAUAAGUGAACUGAACUUAGAAGAGGGUAAUGUUAAAGAUUUCGAUAAAAGAGUAUUGGAUGAAAUUAAACGGCAAAAUCCUAACAUGCAUUUCACAUCUAAUGAACCGUCGUAUACGAAAACAGAAACAAUUAUACUAAACACUACGGACUUAGACGAAAAACAAGCAAAAGCAUUAAUGGAAAAACUUCAGAAUGAUCCUAGUUUUAUGGCGCAGAAAACAUCAGAAGAACUCUCACGGAUGGGAAUAAAAAUAAUCAGAGAUAUAGAAGAUCAACACACUACCAGUCAAGAUUCUGUAGAAGUUUCCAAAACAAGAUACUCAAUUAAUCCAACUAUGAUGCCAAUAACAACACAAAAAUAUAGUAAAUCUGAUAAUACGGAAGAAAAGGGAAAUCUGACAGAAGGAAGAAUAGAGAAGGAUCAUAUAACAGAAAUUCAAGUUGUUACGCCUUGGACAGAAAAGAUGAAGCAAAAGAAAGAUGAAACAAGCAAAGAUACGGAUAAAAUAGCUAGUAGACAAAGAGCACCAGUUUACAGAGAACCAUUGUUGUCAUACGAACUCGAUAUAGAACUCCUUAACGAUUUUAUUCUAAACGAAAGGCAUCACACAGCUAAACAGUUGAACGAAAUAAAGAAACGAACGAAAAUCGAACCAAAGAAAAGGCAUGCAGACUUUGAUUUACCAAGGAACAGUCAUAUUAAAUUCCGUACAGCGACUUAUGAAUCACCAAAAGGGACGAUCGUUACUAGCACGGACUUGGAAAACCGUAGACUUUCACAACUAGAUCAAAUGCAACUAAGAGCGACCAACGAUCAGCCAGUUUCCAGUCAGAAACCGACAAUUUCGGCCAAACCGAGCAAUAUACCGGUAAAACUGUCAGAGAAAACGAAACCCGUAUCACAGGGAGUAUCGUCAAAAAUACCCGUUUCCGCAACUGUAAAAUCAUUUAGUCAAGAAAAUUUAUCGGACAAAAACUUCUCACUACCUCGUUCACCGCCACCAGGUCUAAGCGGUAGUUCUGGAAAUAUAUCGGUUACUUCUAUAAUUAAGACUAGUUCCAGAAGUCCUAGUGGGGGUAUGCUUUAA
Messenger RNA from Parnassius apollo (apollo), 3309 nucleotides. Lineage: Eukaryota; Metazoa; Arthropoda; Insecta; Lepidoptera; Papilionidae. The record is from the annotation of a GenBank genome assembly.